Lingula anatina is the source of this 788-nucleotide messenger RNA. RefSeq names its product flavin reductase (NADPH)-like. The record is from RefSeq and is a predicted model, not a curated record. NCBI's taxonomy places the organism in Eukaryota, Metazoa, Brachiopoda, Lingulata, Lingulida, Lingulidae. Gene Ontology annotation, molecular function: biliverdin reductase [NAD(P)H] activity; riboflavin reductase (NADPH) activity.
CCUGUAGCCACUAACUGUGACUACUUUACUAUUUCCAGAUGAAGCUGUUUGUUCUCGGCGCCACUGGUGGAUGCGGCAAGGAGCUGGUCAAGCAGGCCCUGGAAGCUGGACAUCAAGUGACCGCAGUGGUCAGAAACCCGGACAAGGUCAAAAUGCGGGACGACAACUUAACGAUAAUCAAGGGGGACGUCUCAAGCGAGGCCUCACUGGCUGACGGGAUGAAGGACCAAGACGCCGUGAUUUCGUGCCUCGGCGCCAUGCCUACUGAGGACACCAAGGCCAAGUUUACCUUCUUCUCGGACUCCAUAAGGGUCAUAGUAGGCGCCAUGAGAGCGUCUGGGGUGGACAGACUCGUGUGCAUUACUGCCUGGUGUACUGUGCGAGUUCCAGAGGCCCCUGAGAGAAUCAAAUCUUUCUGGUACCCGUCCUACGUGGGCGUUGUCACGGAGGACCAGGGAAGGAUGGAGAAGUAUCUGGCCGAAGAGGCCAAGGAUAUCCGCUACACGUGCGUGAGACCCCCAGAACUGAACGAGGAGCCUCUCUCUGGUAAGCCGAUCAUAGCAAAGGAGGCGUACUGCAUAGAUCUGAACGAAGGCUUGAUUGGGAUUCCUAGGGCCAAUGUCGCCUGUUUUAUGCUGUCCUUGUUAACUACGAUCGUGUGGGACUGGAAGGGCGUGGCCAUAGCUCUGCAAAAGUGAACCCCGCCGGAGCUUAAGUUUCUGACAUUAACAUCCGAGAAAAACAGAGGGUCUGUUGCCCAAAACGACUAACAAAACAAAGAAGUAAAC